AUGGCAAAAGUUAUUCGAGCAUUAUUAGAUACAGUUAUUCAAGCUCUUCCAGAAGUUGGAAAUUUGUGUUCGCCUCGUCUUAGAUAUUUUGAUGCUGAAAUAGUCGGUGGUGCAUUUUCAUUUUUUGGUGAAGAAAAUUGUUCAAAACAGGAUGCUGCAGUAAUGCCGACACUUCGUACAUUAGUCUUAUAUUUUGAAACACGCAGUUCAAUCACGAUGGGUAUGUUAAGACAAUAUUUGAAUUCAAUGCCUGUUUUAAAAUAUCUUGAGAUCAAAGCACACAGUGAACUUCUUGAUGCAAAUGCAUGGAAGAUGCUGUUGGAAACAUCGUUACCAUUAUUAACUCAUUUUACUCUUCGAACGACUUCAUCUUGUGUCGAAGAAAUUGGACUCCAACAUGAACAUUGGGACUCUAUUGGUUUCGGUAUAGAUGAAACCAAAUCUCAUGUUCGACAUGAAUUUGAUUGGCCUGUUAUUCAGUGUUGGACAGCACCCAAUCACACUAAUAAUAAUGAUCUUAUGAUAGUAAAUAAAAGCAUAAAUUUCAAACUUGAUGACAUAAACAGUCUUGUGUCAUGUUCUUACUACUUUGAUAAUGUGAAGUGUCUAAUGGUGAAUAACAUGGAUAGUGCUCUAUUCAACUGGUUCCACACACAUGUAAAAUGUUCUAAUAUUAGGCAAGUCGCUAUUAGACGCUCGCAAAAAAUGACUAUCGAAUUAAAUACACUGCUGACAUCUCUCACAAAUAUGAAUUCACUUUAUAUUAGCUUAAGUCUACUUCAGACUAACAAGAAUGCUUUCAUUGGAAAAAUGAAUUGUGUAAAAGAUCUUAACAUAUCUAUUUAUAAGCAUUGAUUUAGCGAAGAAGAUGAUAUUAUUACUAUUGCCAAGUGCUUUCCUUACAUGGAACAUCUCAAAAUAGAUACAUCCAGUUUACAGAAUUUUCUACUACUCAAGAAAUAUUUACUGUAUCUUCGUAGUCUUACUUUUCUCAUCGAAAACAAUUAUAGUAGUUAUUUUGAUGACUAUGAAAGAAAAAGAUGGGAUAUAUGAUCUACGACGAGAAACUAAAUUUUUCUUCCAAGUUACGGCUUAUACAAUGACAGUUUGGCUCGACGAAACUGCAUUUGAAGAAUCAUAUUGGCGAACAUUAGAGACUAGCAACGAACUCCAAAAUCGGAGUCAGAUUCGGAAUUGGGAUGAAUCUUUUUUUUCGGAGCUGGAGUCGGGGUUGAUGCGAAUACACAAUGACUCCGAAAAUCUUAUUCAAUUCCUUUCUCAUGAAAAUUUUAUUUUAGAACAUUGUAACUUAUAGUUAGUGAAAACUGCUGCUCUAAUACGACACUACACUAAAUAGAAAAAUGAAACAAAAAGUAAAAGAAUAACUGCACUAGAUUAACCAUAAAUUGUGACUAUUGGUUAAAUACGUUUUCACGUGCUUUUUAAACAACUGCUUCACUUGAAUUUCUGAACAAGAUUGAAACGGAAUCAAAACUUCAUAUUUCUGCUCAUGCCCUCUUGAUUUUUAGAAAUUCUUCGAAUGAAACUGAGUUGAUUUUAAGUCUUUGUUGAUGAAAGUUUGGUGAAAAUUUCACUUUUGUCAGGCGUUUUUUUCUGGCAUUGAUUUAACAGAAUUAUCUUUUUGUGUACUCAAAAAGUGAGUACACUUCUAGAAUCGGUCAGUGUGUCCGGCCGUCCGGCCGGCCGUCCGUCCGUUUACACGAUAACUUUUGAAAGGAGAGUCCAAUCGCGAUGAAAUUUUCUACACAGUUCAG
This is a messenger RNA of Rotaria sp. Silwood1, 1775 nucleotides long. The record is from the annotation of a GenBank genome assembly. Lineage: Eukaryota; Metazoa; Rotifera; Eurotatoria; Philodinida; Philodinidae.